AUGCUGGACAACAGGGUCUGGGGCACACUCACCUUGACCUUUGGCCUGCUUUUCAGUCUCCAAGGAGUGAACACCAAUGAGACUGUAACCACAUGUGACAUCUUAAACUGCCCCAAAGGAUUCACAUGUUGUGACAAUGACUGCUGCCCAGAAAGAAAGGUCUGGGGUCCUGAAAUCUCGAAUCCUAAAUAUGAACACUUCAGGAUUGUGGUCAUCAUCUUAUUGGUCAUACUACCCCUCUUGUGCAUCUGUGGUCUACUGAGGUGCUUCUGUCCCAAUUGUAGAAAACUACAGCAUGACGUCAGAACAGCAGAUCAUCAGACAUCUCCAACACAGCCCCCCGUUGCUCCCCUGGAGAACAUUUGGGCCACCUCCUUGGAUCCCCCACCAGCCUACAGUCAGGUUGUUCUGAAGCCAACUCCCACAGAACAACCUCCUCCCUACACCCUCAGGCCUGAGGGCCCUGUUGGCCAGAUGAGAGGGCAUGCCUAUGCAACCCUUUGA
This is a messenger RNA of Mus pahari (shrew mouse), 504 nucleotides long. It is a transcript of the gene Tmem92, whose product is annotated as transmembrane protein 92. Bases 1 to 504 code for a protein of 167 amino acids. The record is from RefSeq and is a predicted model, not a curated record. The transcript has 5 exons. NCBI's taxonomy places the organism in Eukaryota, Metazoa, Chordata, Mammalia, Rodentia, Muridae. Gene Ontology annotation, cellular component: nucleoplasm.